Molecule: messenger RNA, 2243 nt
Organism: Sodiomyces alkalinus F11
Lineage: Eukaryota; Fungi; Ascomycota; Sordariomycetes; Glomerellales; Plectosphaerellaceae
Product: STE-domain-containing protein
Exons: 2
Coding region: 330-2198 (622 amino acids)
Biological process (GO): sexual reproduction; regulation of DNA-templated transcription
Cellular component (GO): Ste12p-Dig1p-Dig2p complex; nucleus; Tec1p-Ste12p-Dig1p complex
Molecular function (GO): DNA-binding transcription factor activity
Source: RefSeq, a predicted model, not a curated record
CUUUGUUUCCUAUUUUUUCCGUCUCCCGGGCUGGACUCGAUUUUAUACCGUUAUUCUCGUCUUUAUUUUCCCGCCCUACGAUAAGGGCGACGCCAAUGCUCUGAGAGCAUAUAGUUUCCUCACACAAGCGUAUCGACACCGACCGAUCACUUCAUCUCAAGUCUUUCUCCCUUUUUGAGACGGACCGUUCCAUAUUGGGACACCGUUAUUGGCUAGUGGUGUCCUGGCGGGAAACGUUCACCACCCAACCACCGUUCUUCUAGCGACAACCGCCACCUAGAGAACUCAAUUGCGCAAGCGCCCCCGUUACCCCCCCACUAGCCGCUCAAAUGUACUCCCAGCAAAGUGCAAACAUGGCGUCGCAGAAGCCCGAAACUUUCAUGUUGAGCGCCGAAGCUCAAAAGGCCCUGCCAGAUGACGCGCAACAAGCGCUACAAGAGGUUGAUCGCCUGAAAUUCUUCCUUAUGACCGCCCCUGUCGACUGGGACCACAGGCAAUACAUUCGCCGUUGCCUCCUCCCCACCGGCGAAUACGUUUCUUGUGUCCUCUGGAACACCCUCUUCCACAUCACUGGCACGGACAUCGUGCGAUGCCUUUCAUUUCGUUUCCAGGCCUUCGGCCGUCCUGUGAAGAACUCGAAGAAGUUUGAAGAGGGCAUCUUUUCGGACCUUAGAAACCUGAAGUCCGGUACCGAUGCAUCGCUCGAAGAACCUAAGAGCCCCUUUCUCGACUUCCUUUACAAGAAUAACUGCAUUCGCACGCAAAAGAAACAGAAGGUGUUUUACUGGUACAGUGUACCCCACGACAGACUCUUCCUCGACGCCCUGGAGCGAGACCUUAAGCGGGAGAAGAUGGGCCAAGAAGCCACCACUGUCGCGGUGAGCGAACCGGCUCUGUCGUUUCAAUACGACUCGUCUCAGUCUCUCUACGAGCAGCUCACCAAGGCUCAACAAGCAGCCUCUUCGUCCUUGGCCGCUCAACAGCCCUCUUCUUUUGCUCAGUCGCAGUCAACUUCACCCGUCGUGAGGGAAGUGGACUCGAUGCCCCCGCCGCAGAUGAUCCCUCAGUCGAUGCCGCAGUCGAUGCCUCAGUCGAUCCCUCAGUCGAUGCCCCUUCAGUCGAUGCCGCCGCCCAUGUCGAUGACGCCCCAGUCCAUGCACCCUUUAGGCGAUGGGAUGGACGCCAUGGUGUCGUACGAGACGAUGGCCAUGUCCCAGGCCAUGCCUCCUCAGCAGAUGGUCAAACGGGAGACUGAUUAUGGCCGUAUUCAGUACACCCAAAGCGGCAUCCCCGUCACUGCCGGUCACCACCAGAGACACGCCUCGAUGCCCGCAUACACCCUCGAGUAUUCACCUGCUCCCUCGUUUGUCUCUUCGCAAUUUGAAGACUACAGCAAUCGGGGCAUGUCCUUCGAGCCUAUCACACCUCCCCAGCAAAGCAUGGGACUUGCCGCCGAACCUGCCUACAUCGCCAACGAGGAGACCGGCCUCUACACCGCCAUCCCUGAUCAUCUGGGUGCGGGCAUGAAUGCGCUCAAUGGACUGAUUCUGCCGCCGUCAAAUUUCGCCGCGCCCCAAUUCUCGCGAGGCUAUGGUCCCGCCAAUGUCUACUCUGUGUACGAAGGAUCGCCGACGUACAAGCAGAGGAGACGGCGUUCGUCCAUCCCCCCAACUAUGGCAGGUGUCCCUGUGGCAGGGGGCCAGACACAGGCAGCCCCCUAUCGACCCUCGGACCUCCGUCGGUCUGUGUCUGCCUCUGUCGGACCUGUUGCAGAAUGCGAGGAGCAUGGCGAGAACUCUCCUCCUGGCCUUUCCUAUAGCACAGCCACGUCUGCCCGUUGUCACGAGCAGCACAAGGAUGUCGUCGAUUUGUCUCGACAUGGAACGCCUCUGUCCAAUAUGGAAGGCAGCCCGUCCAUGAACCCUAUGCCCAUCCAGCAGCACGAGUAUGCUCCACUGACGGCAGACAGCAUGGCGGGCGAAGGCGCCAUGGCCGCUGCUCCUCGGUCUGUGAUGCAAGCCCCCAGCGGCGCUGUGCGGCACCGAUCAACUUCCGUCAUGGAAGUUGGACCGUAUCCGCAGAAGUCACACACCUGUCCCAUCCCUACGUGCGGCCGUCUGUUCAAGCGCGUGGAGCAUCUCAAGAGGUACGUCCACCAGUUCACUCACAUCAACUCGUCUGGCAUCACGGUAUUCUGACCAACCGCAUCUAGACACGUGAGAACGCACACCCAGGAAAAGCCC